AUGAUAGCGCAUAUGGACUUGUAUCACAGAAACUGUGAAUGGCAACUCCUUGACAUCCCGGAGAGUUUCAAAGAAGUUCCUGGAUAUCAGAUGUGGAAGGACCACUAUCGUAACGUUCGUGUCAACUUGUAUCCGUAUUCUACUCUACAGUCGUUUGAUUGGAUCAAGCAAUAUCUUAUUGCCGCGAGCAAAGACGCGAGAAAUGCGGAAGACGUCAAACGCUAUCGGACUAGAGCCUUCGGAUCUCGUGAGAAAACUAUUCCAUCAAGGGGAAGCGCUUUCAAGCUUAUCAAAGUCAAGAGAAAUUUCAACUCCAAGCUGAGAAUCGAACACAACCAUAUGUGGACACGGCCUCCACAUCGCCUGCUCACAUGGUUCAACGGAGCAAUCAAACUAGAGCAAGAUCCCGAUGGAACAAACAAUUACCAAGAACAAAUUAAAAACUGGCUUUCCCAACAUACUCUCAACUCUGGAAACUUGGUUGCAAGCGCUGAAGAGCUCGCGAAGGAUCUCGAAGCUUUUCGAUCGCUUGUGUUCAUGCGCAUUGGGAAAUGGAAUCCUGUAGCUGAUGAGUUCAUGCUGACAGCUUGCCGCUAUUUGAGAUUCAAUUGCAACGGAUGCCCUAUUGAAAAACUGUUCAACCAGGUUGCUCCAAACAGUCCCUUACAGUCUACUGUUCUGCAGCCAGAUGAUCUCGAGAAGGGAACGGUGAUUCAAGUGGAGAUGUUGAGAAACGUGUUGAUGGUUGAUUACACCAUUUACUAUGUUGUUGUGAAACACAUGCGCGAUUUGGAGGAUUACUUUGUGCAAGAGAUCCGAAACGCUCCAUCGCAACAAGAUAUUGCAAAAUUUUUUGCAAGCGUUGAAGAUAACUAG
Caenorhabditis briggsae is the source of this 876-nucleotide messenger RNA. The coding region runs from base 1 to 876 and encodes 291 amino acids. The record is from RefSeq and is a predicted model, not a curated record. NCBI's taxonomy places the organism in Eukaryota, Metazoa, Nematoda, Chromadorea, Rhabditida, Rhabditidae. The transcript has 5 exons.